GGAGCGGGCUCUGUUCGCCGGCGGAAUUCAUGAUUGUGUGAUUAUAUGAGAAAGUUAACUUGGCUCCCGUGCGGGGCGCGUGGGGGGACAUCGUAAGAGCACGGGCUCCUCAGCGAUGGGCUCGUGAUAGAGCGCCUGCCAGAUGCGUGUCGAACGGUGAACGAGCGGUGUGUGAACAUGUUACUGUUGUAACAUGUUGUUGUUGUGAGUGUGACAUGUCCCGCUUCGGCGCUACGGUACAGUGAAGGAAGGAGGAACACACUAGCCGCUAUUAAAAACAGCAGCCGGGCCAGUGAUGGAAGAGAAAGGAGCGGGGGAACGCGAGCCUGUGGACCUCCGGUGUGCCGAGCAGGCUGAGCUGCUCUCAUUAAUAAUAAGCGGAGAGGAGGAAGCGACGCAAGAGGAGAGUGACUUGGGAGAAGAGGACGGUAUAGUCAACGGCCAUGGUGAGCAGGAAUCAGGGGCCAGCACGGUCACACCUGUCCGAUCUCCAGGCACCAGCUACUGGAACAUCACAGAGGGCCCCGACCACCCGCUCCUCCUCUCCCCUGCCCCCGGACCCUCCGGACGAAAACCCAGGGUCCAGAGGGCCUCACGUCCCGGCCUUAGCCGGAUCCCGGGUCGAGACCACCGCCGCUACUACCACGAGUACUGGCGCAGCGAGUACCUGAUGGACUUUGACCCCCAGCGGCACGGGAUGAUUUGCAUGGUGUGCGGCAGCUCGCUGGCCACCCUGAAGCUCAGCACCAUAAAGAGGCACAUCAGACAAAAGCACCCAGACUCCCUGCUGUGGAGUGCUGCCGACAAGGAGGUGAUCCGCUCGGGCUGGGAGAGCCAUCUGAGCCUGGGGGGAGGUCAUAGGUCAUACAGCUCUGCUGCCGGACCUUCACCUCAGGAAGAAGAGGAGCAGCUGGACUCAGGUCAACAUGCUGCUGCAGAACUCCAAGACCCUGUGACACCCCAGGAGCAGCCACAACAACCCCUCAGUCUGUCACCCCGGUCUGAGGAGGUCGAAGCCCCACAGGCCCAGCAGGAGGAGGAGGAGGAGCAGGAUCUCCCCGGACCAUCAGCUCGGACCCUGGAACGCUACCUGAACGAUUCGCUGCACGCCUGGUUCCGCCAGGAGUUCCUGAUGGAGUACGAGGCGGAGGCCGGCCGGCUGCUGUGCAUGGUGUGCGGAGGAGAACUGCCCUCGCUUCACCUGGACCACAUCAAGAGCCACGUGCUGGACACCCACCCCAACUCCUUAGUCUACAGCUCAGAGGAGAAGCACUGCAUCCUGCAGGCCUGGGCUCAGUCUCAUGAAGAGUCAGAAAACUCAAUCCAAUCAGAGCCCAGCACCAAAGAAGGCGGGGUGGACCUCUUUGCUCAGGAUGUGGAGGCCAUCCACAUUAAGACUGACUUAUACCCAGAAAGUGAUGGCACUUUAUCUCAGGACACUUGUCUUAUCGGCGAGGACGGCGGCGUGGGAGUUCCGCAGCAGGGAUCCCAGCCCCUCCGCCAGCCCAGGAAGAGGCGGCUGCGUGGGGGCGACCCGUGGCGGCUCCGCCUCGACUACCUGGUGGCCUACGGGCCUCAGGGCCAGGACACGUUCUGCAUGGUGUGUUCCCAGGUCCUGCACGAAACCAAGGUCAGCAGCUUCCGCCGCCACAUCCAGGAAUGUCACCCGGAGACCACCACCUUGAGCCGACAAGAAAGGGAAGCCAUGGCUGCUGCCUGGACCAAAGAUUAUUCUAGUGACGGCAUGCAAAUUCAAGAUGCAGAAAUCAACCCUAGUGAAGCUACUACAGGAGAGACGAACGAGGACGCCUCCCCUGACGUCAGAACACCCGGUAAAAUGGUGAAGAAAGAGGAGGGGGGCGUGAGCGGACGGAAGGGCAAAGGCGUACGAGAAAGCAGCUCCGCGGCCGCACCUUCGCGUCACGGCCACUACCCCGGGAAGGACCAGAGGAGGAACUACCAGGUGCGCUGGCGGAUGGACUACCUGAUGGACUACGACUGCAGGAGACACGGGCUGAUCUGCAUCGUAUGCGGAGCCACUCUGGCCACGCUGAAGGUCAGCACCAUCAAGAGGCACAUUCAGCAGGUGCACCCCCACUCCCUGGACUACAGCCCGGAGGAGAAGCAGCAGGCUCUGCUGAGCUACAACCAGACGGCCCUGCACUUCAUCCACUCUGACGACUGCUUCUCCUCCCAGGACCACGGACACACUGAGCAGAAUCCCAGUCCAGCACACUUUGGCACUUAGUAAGGGCUUCCAUCUGUUGCUCCUCACAUGGCCCGGGUUCAGAAACAGCCCUCCACUUUCUUUUUUAAAGGGAAAUUCAGGUCAAACGUGGUCUUACUUUUCCAAUUCCUGCUCCUCGCCCCUCCUUGACUCCCCAAAUCUCUACAAUCAGGUGCUGAGUAAAAUGUCGCCAGUCGUCAUGAUGGAGAGAAAUAAAUAUGAGAGUAAGACACUGGAAUUUCCCUUUAAAAUCAAAAUCUGAGCGCUGUGGAUAAAGUGGCAGGAAGCAACUGCUGCAAAGGAAAUGACCUAAAAAAAUGUCACGGCCUAAAAGAAAAAAUAAAUAAAAAAAAAAAAAGUCCAGCCACUUAUUUGAAACUAAAGCCUUAUUUGCACAGGGGGGGAAAUGAUUACUCACAUCAGGUGCCAUUAAAAGACACCAUACCAC
Toxotes jaculatrix (banded archerfish) is the source of this 2675-nucleotide messenger RNA. RefSeq lists its product as uncharacterized. The transcript is spliced from 5 exons. Bases 296 to 2248 code for a protein of 650 amino acids. The record is from RefSeq and is a predicted model, not a curated record. Gene Ontology annotation, biological process: negative regulation of DNA-templated transcription. Lineage: Eukaryota; Metazoa; Chordata; Actinopteri; Toxotidae.